GUUCGCUGGCGGACACGUUUUGUAAACGUGUUUAUCAUCAUCAUCUUGCUUCCCGACGAGAUUUGAGUUCAAGAAGCAAAAAUGGCGAGUUUCAUCAAGGCAUGGGGUUUAGUGAUCAUCUCACUGUGUUACACUUUUUUCAUUGCCAAAUUGGUUCCAAAAGGAAUCAAAAGGCUCAUACUAUUUUUCCCUGUCUUCCUCAUUUUCUUCAUAGUACCUUUCUUGAUAUAUUCCUUACAUUUACUCGGCAUCACGGCUUUCUUCAUCGCUUGGCUAGCAAAUUUCAAGCUCUUAUUAUUUGCAUUAGGGCGCGGUCCUCUCUCUUCAAACCAUAAACCCCUAUCUCUCCCUAUUUUCUUAGCUGUCUCUUGCUUGCCCAUCAAGAUUCAGCUGAGCCCAAAACCUACAAAAACUCACUCCCAUGAAGGAUCCACAGAGGGUCCUUUGAUUUAUACCAUAAAGGCAGUUUUUGUGGUUCUCAUCAUCAAAGCCUACGAAUACAGUACCAAAUUGCCUGAGAAAGUCGUGCUGACUCUCUACGCGAUCCACAUAUAUUUCGCCCUUGAGAUCAUCCUUGCCGCCACAGCUGCUGCGGUUCGAGCCAUGUCGGAUCUUGAGCUCGAGCCACAGUUCAACAAGCCGUACCUAGCGACAUCACUUCAAGAUUUCUGGGGGAGACGAUGGAACCUGAUGGUCACUGGAAUCUUACGGCCAACCGUGUACGAACCGUCACUUCAACUGUUCUCGGUUUUGGGCCCGAACUAUUCCCAGAUUCUUGCAGCUUUCGGGACGUUUGUUGUCUCUGGGAUAAUGCACGAGCUCAUCUUCUUCUACAUGGGACGGUUGAGGCCAGACUGGAAGAUGAUGUGGUUCUUCCUCAUAAAUGGAUUUUGCACGACCGUGGAGAUCGCCAUCAAGAAAACCAUUAACGGUAGGUGGAGAUUCCCGAAAGCAAUCAGUCAGGUUUUGACACUCACUUUUGUGAUGGUGACGGCAUUGUGGCUGUUCUUGCCCGAAUUUAAUCGGUGCAACAUAGUUGAGAAGGCUCUUGAUGAGUACGCAGCCAUAGGCGCAUUUGCAGUCGAGGUCAGGAGGAAACUGACCGCAUAUCUUUUUUAACCCUGCCGUGUGACAAAGCUUGAGUGAUCUCUAUUUUAACUUAUUUUUUUCUAACACUGUAAAACCGACAUUUCUGCAACCCCAUCAUUUACAUGGCACACGAAUCAAGAAAAUUGUGGAAGUUC
Messenger RNA from Arabidopsis thaliana (thale cress), 1244 nucleotides. It is a transcript of the gene ASAT1, whose product is annotated as acyl-CoA sterol acyl transferase 1. Gene Ontology annotation, molecular function: acyltransferase activity, transferring groups other than amino-acyl groups. The coding region runs from base 82 to 1119 and encodes 345 amino acids. Gene Ontology annotation, cellular component: membrane. The record is from RefSeq and is marked reviewed. The transcript has a single exon. Gene Ontology annotation, biological process: lipid metabolic process. Lineage: Eukaryota; Viridiplantae; Streptophyta; Magnoliopsida; Brassicales; Brassicaceae.